AGUGCGUCGUGAGAUCACUCCUUAACCUCGACGAGCGAAUCGUGCCCGUCCAAAUUUGCUAUUCGAUAAAAUAUAGGCUCAGUCUGCAUAUUAAGUUAGGACAUACCACAAGUGCCACGCUAAAUACGAUGAAGGCCGUAGUAUUUGCCUUGCUGUUGGUCCUCUGUUACGUGGAAUGUAAAAAGACGUAUGCCCCCCUCGACAAACAUGCCAACGUAGAUUUUAUUAAUAUGGAGGGAGGUGGGAUCAAGCCAGCGCCGCGGCCGGGCGGCGCGGCGACCCCUCCGUCUAAACCUCAACCAAUACCCGUGGUUCAACCCGCCCCAACUCCCCAGCAACCACCAGUACCCAAAUCAGCUCAAGCUCCCCAACCAGCACCGACUGCAGGAAAACCAGCACCAGCCGUCACCAUCAAACCAGCUCAACCAGCCGUCACGCCCGCUCAACCGAAAACACCAAAUCAAAUCAAACCGGUCCCCGUAAAUCCGUCGCCAGUGGCCAACCCCAUCACGACCCCUGGACCCGGCAAUGUCAAGGAUUUGGUCAACUUUUACAACAGCCAAGGCAAAGGCAGCCCCAUCCGUCCCUACAGUUACAGCCAGGCUGUUAAACAGGGAUAACU
Messenger RNA from Cydia amplana, 622 nucleotides. RefSeq lists its product as uncharacterized. The transcript has 2 exons. Lineage: Eukaryota; Metazoa; Arthropoda; Insecta; Lepidoptera; Tortricidae. The record is from RefSeq and is a predicted model, not a curated record. Bases 129 to 620 code for a protein of 163 amino acids.